Molecule: messenger RNA, 1719 nt
Organism: Cryphonectria parasitica EP155
Lineage: Eukaryota; Fungi; Ascomycota; Sordariomycetes; Diaporthales; Cryphonectriaceae
Product: protein CSN12
Exons: 4
Coding region: 1-1368 (455 amino acids)
Biological process (GO): post-transcriptional tethering of RNA polymerase II gene DNA at nuclear periphery; poly(A)+ mRNA export from nucleus; transcription elongation by RNA polymerase II
Cellular component (GO): transcription export complex 2
Molecular function (GO): double-stranded DNA binding; RNA binding
Source: RefSeq, a predicted model, not a curated record
AUGGACUUCAUCUUCCAGGACUUUGGUUCUGCUUUUGGAACGGGCAACGGGUACGAGCUGUCCCGCGCUCUCACACCAGAGCAGGGCACAGAUCUGCUCAAGAUCAUAUGGAAAGCCACCAACCAUCACCAGGCCAAGGACUACUUGCGACGUAACCUUAAGAGGGAGACCAACAUCUCGAAGCAGGAGCUUGACGCGUGGACUGAUGUUUUCUACCAAUACUGGCUGACCGCUGGCGCCAUCCUUGCACCAGCCAUACAUAUCUCAGAAUACGCUAACAGUCCUGGGCAGCCAUCAUGGAGCAAAGUCUAUGAAGCGUGGCGGGAUUUCACUCUGGCACUCACGAGGGGCUACCGGAGUGCAGGGUUUGGAGCUUGGACGAUACCGUGCCUCUACAUUGCCGGAAAAUACCUGAGGGUCUUUGCCCUCAAUGCAGACAAGGAACGCAGUUCGAAACCUACCGAUGAGGGAGCCAUGACUCUUCAGGAUGAUUUCGACCCGGAGGCAGAGGCACACCAGAGCCUCGAGGACUGUGCACGACAGCUUAAUGCCAUAUUCGGUCUCUGCCUGAUGGAUAGGAAUCCUCUCGAGGAGUCCAAGAAAUGGGCCAUCUAUUACAUCAUCAACCUCCUCUUCAAGACGUAUUUCAAGCUCAACCAGGCAAGCUUGUCUCGGAACAUCCUGAAAAAUCUACGUGCCAACGAACGCGACAUGCCAUCCCUCGAUCAGUUUCCAAAAUCCCAGCAGGUCACUUUCAAAUACUACGAGGGCGUCCUCUUCUUCCUUGAGGAGAAUUACGUGGAGGCUGAACGUUGUCUGGGAGAGGCUCUGGGUCUCUGUCACAAGGAUGCCAUAAAAAACAAGGAACUCAUUCUUACCUAUCUCAUCCCCUGCCAUCUUCUCACCAGCCACACCCUCCCAACGCCAGCCCUCUUGGAGCCGUACCCACACCUCCAGGAGCUGUUUCUACCGCUAGCACAGUGCAUCAAGAAGGGCGACCUCAAUGCCUUCGAGCAAGCUCUAAAGGAUGGCGAGGACGAAUUCGUGAAACGACGUAUUUAUCUACCCCUCGAACGAGCCCACGAUACUUGUUUGCGUAAUCUACUGCGCAAGGUCUUUCUCGCAGGCGGUUUCGAGGAGCCCAAGCCUGACACACCGGGUGCCUCACCAGUCCGUCGUACAAGAAUUCCCGUUGCUGACUUCACGGCCGCCAUCAGCCUCGGCAGCAAGCAGCAGGUUGAUUCGGAUGAAGUGGAGUGUCAGCUGGCCAAUAUGAUCUACAAGGGCCUCAUGAAGGGCUACAUAGCACGUGAGAGGCAGAUCGUGGUGCUGAGCAAAUCUGGAGCUUUCCCAGGCACCGGUGUUUGACAGGGCGGUGCCAAAUCUCACCACCGACAUAUUUAAGUGCCUGAAGCUUGUGUCUUCACAUACUUCCAAACAGCGGCAAGCUGCUGCAGAGGUAGGAUGAUUCGCCCCUGGCUGUAUCAGGUACGACCGCCUUACAUUAGAAAGGCAGAGAGGAGACCAUGAGAGCAUCUCGGCUAGGACGUGGCCUCUGAAGGAUGGCUUACGUACUUCGUAAUAUGGUGACUUAGCAUAAGGGAAACCAACGGCUGUGGCUUAUUUGGUUGGGUUUUUCAAGGCAGAUAGAUACCCUGGGGACGCAUUGGACUCACGAACGCCUUCUUUACCUCAUAAUAGAUACCCUAUCACAAUGUC